AUGGAGUACGCCAACGUACCAAUGACUCAGACUGCGAAGGUUCUCAAAAAUGCGGCGGCCGACAAGGUGGCAGCCGAAGACAAAGCAGCUGCUCUGAUGCGCGACGCUUCUCUUCGGCAGCCGCCAACGCCCUCCAUCACUUGUCGGGCGACGGACAAGCAAACGGUAGUGUCGUACGACCAGCGUAUGCGCAGUUACUGUGUCGUUUGCUACUUCGAGCGGAACAAAGAACUCAUCAAGACGCAGUGGUGCGACGUGCACAAAGUGUACUUAUGUACAAAGGCCUACGUGCCAAGCGACCAGCAAGUCCCGGCGCACGUCUGCCUCCAUGCCGCGUGGUCCUGCUGGGACAAAUUUCACUCGUUCUAUCACCCGAAGGGCCUUUUCAAGAAGGACGGCAAGAUGGAUCGAGGCAACAAACUGUACAGAUUGAAGAAGCAUAGUGUGAUGGAACACAAGGCGAGCAGCGCGAAGAAGACUCCCAUUUUACUUAAGAGCUGUAAGCCGCCGAUCAAACAUGAAAAUCGCGCGAUCGGAUCAUAA
Molecule: messenger RNA, 543 nt
Organism: Aphanomyces astaci
Lineage: Eukaryota; Oomycota; Saprolegniomycetes; Saprolegniales; Verrucalvaceae
Exons: 1
Coding region: 1-543 (180 amino acids)
Source: RefSeq, a predicted model, not a curated record